Trachymyrmex cornetzi is the source of this 2078-nucleotide messenger RNA. It is a transcript of the gene Septin1, whose product is annotated as Septin 1. Lineage: Eukaryota; Metazoa; Arthropoda; Insecta; Hymenoptera; Formicidae. Gene Ontology annotation, molecular function: GTP binding. Bases 602 to 1684 code for a protein of 360 amino acids. Gene Ontology annotation, biological process: cell division. The record is from RefSeq and is a predicted model, not a curated record. The transcript is spliced from 6 exons.
GUAUGUAUGAGAUUUAUUGAUACAUCAUUAUUUACAAAUUGUAUAUACAUAUAUUUUAAUUUAAUUGAUAGUUUUUGCUAUUGUCGAUACAUCACCGUGGACUACCCUGGUCGAUAUACGAGAUCGCAACCAUCGCAACGUGGCUUUUUGCGAGGACGUAAAGGAAUGCCGUUCAGCUGUUCGGUUGCCACGCCUCAACUUACUCCGAUUCAUCGUGUCCCCCCUCUCCGUCACACAACGCGUAUCCUGUACAGUCCAGUCCGCACUGCGCCGUCCGUUCCUCGAGACUCGCCGUCGUGCCUGGACACGGUGCGACCACGCGACACUUUCGGCGACUACCGUAGCUGAUUAAAUCGCGGCGAAACGCGCCACGUAUCGAGUGAUAUUGAUCGAACAAUGCGGUUCGAAGUCUGAUACGUUUGAAAUCGAGGUAACCUGUUUCCCCGUCGUGCACGCGUAUUGACGCGUAUCUGUGCGUUCCGCCGCCGUGUCCUGCCGCACAUUUUCGUUCGCGGCCGCGUCGGUCUAGAAAUAGCGGUCUAGAGUUGACCGCGACCUUCGGUAGAGACACAGAGCUUGUUUACGGAUUCACGCAUCCGACAUGUCGAGCGAGAGCGUGAAAACGUUUGCGAGCCUGGAGACACCUGGAUACGUAGGCUUCGCAAAUUUGCCGAAUCAAGUGCAUCGGAAAUCUGUGAAGAAGGGCUUUGAGUUCACGCUUAUGGUUGUGGGAGAGUCUGGCCUCGGAAAGUCCACCUUGGUAAACAGUUUGUUCCUUACGGAUUUGUAUCCCGAGCGAAUAAUUCCUGAUGCAGUCGAGAAAACAAAUCAAACUGUCAAACUUGAUGCUUCAACGGUCGAGAUUGAAGAAAGGGGCGUGAAACUUAGAUUAACAGUUGUUGAUACACCUGGUUAUGGAGAUGCAAUUGAUAACACGGAUAGUUUCCGAGCUAUUAUUCAAUACAUAGACGAUCAGUUUGAGAGAUUUCUUCGUGACGAAAGUGGUCUAAACAGGAGGAAUAUCGUGGAUAAUAGAAUACAUUGUUGUUUCUAUUUCAUCUCUCCAUUUGGCCAUGGGUUGAAGCCGUUGGAUAUCGAGUUUAUGAAGCAACUUCAUAACAAAGUUAAUAUAGUACCUGUAAUAGCAAAAGCUGAUGUACUUACCAAAAAAGAAGUCUUGCGCCUGAAAAAAAGAGUUAUGGAGGAAAUUGAAGGCAAUGGAAUCAAAAUAUAUCCUUUACCGGACUGUGAUAGUGAUGAGGAUGAGGAUUACAAGGAACAAGUACGUCAGUUGAAAGAAGCAGUCCCGUUCGCAGUGUGUGGUGCAAAUACCUUGCUCGAGGUCAAAGGAAAGAGAGUACGUGGUCGACUAUAUCCAUGGGGUGUUGUUGAAGUGGAGAAUCCCGAUCAUUGCGAUUUUAUCAAGUUGAGGACAAUGCUGAUCACGCAUAUGCAAGAUUUACAGGAGGUAACGCAAGAAGUACAUUACGAGAAUUACCGUAGCGAAAGAUUGGCAAAAGGAGCUCCGGUGCCGCCCCGACGUCAAACAACUAUCACGGAACCUGACAAGAACAGCACCGUGUCAGAGAAGGAUCGCAUUUUGCAAGAGAAGGAAGCAGAAAUACGACACAUGCAAGAAUUGCUGGCUGUGAUGCAAGCGCAGAUGCAACAACAGCAACCUUGAUCGAAUAUGCGUUUGUGUACUGACGUAUGAAAUGAAGGAAACGACUCCUCAUUGUUACGCGAGUGCCAAAAUGAUUUAUAAAACUUUAUUUUAUUAGUGAUUCACACGAUUAGGGUCUUGAUUUCGACCGCAAUAUUUUUCUAAGCUCGUCUUUUAUUAGGGAAAUCUCAUUUUGAUACGCGCCACGCGUUUUAUAGGCAUAUAAGAGUAUAAAAAUACUAAUGUUUCUACAUAGUAUUAACUUUUGAUUGUCGACGUGAGGACUCUCGACGGCUCUGUUACGACAUCCAAUGCCUCGUCCAGAACGAGCAGACUAAUAAAAUCGGUCUGAAAUUGCGACACAGUAUGAAACAAAUGUUUGCAUAUCCAAGGUUUACAGGUAAGGCACUUAAGU